GAAAGUGUAGAGACUACUACGUGGCUUCCAUUUAUUGGUUGAACCUAGAGAAGCCGCAUCUACGGUGCCGUUUUUCCAAAUUUCAAGCAUUUGGCCUGUGAGAACGAAUAAAUCUGGAGGCCUGCAAAUUGACAAAUCCAUUUUGAGAAAAAAAAAAAAGGAAGUAAAGAGUUCAGAGUUGGCCGUUGGGAGAGUAGCAGUAACUCGGUGAGUCAAUAUAUGAUAUAGAAAUCGAAAAAUGGCGGUGGAAACGAAAUUUGCAGCGUUGUUUGAGAAGCUAAAGGUGGAAGAUCCAUGGCUCCCUCCUCGAACCUGGGAAUCCAUUCCUUCUCAAAGUGGUCCUACUCCUUUUCCCGCCUUUCAACCUCCCAUUUCCUCUUCUUCAUCUGUUUCCGAGGCAAGUUUGGUGAGGUUGGCAUUGAAUGCACUUCAUGGUGUAGAAUCAUCUCUUGUUAGUAUAGAAAAGCUUUCUGCUGCCUUUUGUUCUGAUCCUGCUGAUAGGACUUUCCAUCAAACACCUAGUCUUUGGAACCGGUCUUUGAGCACUCAUGCUCUGGGGAAGAUUCUCAAAUUGAUAGGCUGCUGGGGUUUCUUAGUUUUCCUUCUGCAUAAGUUUGUAGAUUAUUUCAUGAAUUUGAAUCUCAAUGGAAAUUUAUAUUCGUUAGGAAAGGGCUGGGAAAUUUCUCAAGCAGCAGACAAUCAAAAUCAUGCCGGCCACAAAGUGCAAGAGGAAGAGGGUCCUCAAUGCAGCCUUGUUAAUCAAGCAUUCUCUGUUGCUGUAGGAAAGGUUUUGGAAGGGUACAUUUGUGCAUUGGACACAUUAUAUGCAUCAGUAAAUUUAAGACAUUCGUCAAAGAGUAUUGAAGUCUCUCCUUGUGUGUCUUCUGGCUGUCUCACAAGUGUAGUUUACUCUGAAAUUACGCUAUUAGAGGUAUACCUGCACACAAAGGAAUUGAGGACCCAGAUUGAAGCUCUUGGGAAUAUAUGUAACCUGCAUAAUUUAGCUCAUUGCUUCUCAGAAUCUUCUUUAGAGGAACUAACUUAUAAAGCAACUACGCGAUUUCAUAACUUUUUCAGGGGAGGUGAUCUGCUUAGUUACUUGUAUACACAGCUAAAGGUUGCUGAUCCUACUCACUGUGCUUUACUCAAGUUUCUCUUUCUUCGGUCAUGUGAACCGUAUUGUGAGUUUAUAAGGUCAUGGAUAUUUAAAGCUGAGAUUAACGAUCCUUAUAAGGAGUUUGUAGUAGAAUACAGUGACACAUUACAACAUUGUUCCUUUGGGAAAGCUGGCAUCUCAAUUGACUUUCCAAUGGCAAGUAUUACGGAGCGGGAUGGAGCUGCUGUUCCAUGUUUUCUGAAGGAUGCUUUGAUUCCGCUUGUCAGGGCUGGUCAGCAGCUUCAAGUUCUAAUGAAAUUGCUUGAAUUGCGUAAAUGUGUUGACCCUGGAGACCAUACUUAUUCAGAUUUUCUUCCUUGCUGGAGUGGUUUUGCUGGCAGUAAUCCGUUUUAUGCUUCUUCAAUCACUUUUGGCAAAGAAAAUAUAGAAACCUUGGUUCUCAUGAGGAAUGGUUACUAUGAGAGGAUGCAGGAGAAACUUGAAAACUUACUGACAGGGUUGGAAUUCAGUUAUCAACAGGUCAUUUCGCAUUGUGCUGAACCUCUUUGCUUUGGCAAUAGUGGUGGCACUCUAAAUAUUGCGGCUUCACUCACAGUGGACGACAAAUUGGUUGUUAAUUCAACAGAACGAAGUUGCUUAAAUGUGUCUCUUGACAAUAAUGAUUUUGAUGACUCUAGUACAAAAGAUGGGUCCUCUCAUGAAGUUGACAUCUUUGAGCCAUUUGAGUGUUCAUCAACGAGUAGUUUUGAAGAACAAACUGAGUCUGAGCAGUUGAUUGAACACUCUAAUAAUAUUGUUUGGCCUAAACAAAAUUAUUUCUCUUCCGUAAGCUUCUCCAUCAGUACCCCAAUCGGUAAUUCAUUGCAACAAGCUUUGCAGAAUGAAAAGUCUUGCCACAUGGAAAGCAAUUUGCAAGAAUUUUCAGAAAGAACAGGUGGCCAUGGCAAUUUUGUAGGUUCUGAACCCAAUGGGACAAUAAAUGACCACAUAUCUGCGCACCUUGAGCCAAACUGGUUGUGUACAGAAGCUGAAUGUGCAAAUAUUUUACCUUGCAAAGGCUGGCCCGUUGACAGUGCGAGGAAUAAUGCUUUUUACAUUGCAGGUGACUACAGAGAUGAUAAAAGGUUACGUCUAUCUGACUCUGGCAUAGAGAAGAGAAAAGGUACUGCACAAUUCUUUGAUAAAUUUGUGCAACAUUUUAAUGAAUCAAUUGCUAGCAACAAUACUUCAACGGUGGAUGCCUUAAAGGAGGAUCAACUUGAAAAGGACUCUACUUCACGGUUAUUUCAAUUGCAACAUUUCAACCUUACUUAUGAUGGCAGCCUUCUCAGCAAAAACCCAAUGUUGACAAAAAAUGCUUUUUCCCGGCUGAUGAGCAAAUCUAGUGACUCAAGCAGCAUAGACUACCAACAAAAUUUACCUUGCUUUGAUUUUUCUUCAGUGGAUGACCCUUUUAAGGUUUAUGUCAAAAGACUAACUGCUGGAUUUACACAUGAAUUUUCUGGGAAUACCAAUUCUUCUGUGGCAAAUGGUACGAGUAAUCAGGAUGAUAAACAAGCCUACGGGGGAGAUUUUCUCUUGGUUGACAAUGCAAAAGGUUCUUAUGCUGCUCCACUUUUGGAGUUAAAGAACCAAAAACAGGAAGUCAUUUCAACAACUGUUUCUGGUGGAAGGUAUUGGGAGAGUUUGCUUGGUAGUUCUAGAACCCCUAAUAGUAAUGGGGUUGGAGAUGUCAAGCUGAAUACAUCUUCAACAUUUGAGAUACCCCUUGAUUUUGUUAUUGACAAAUGCCUACUGCAGGAAAUCUUGCUUCAAUAUAACUAUGUCAGCAAGUUAACAAUUAAGUUGCUUGAAGAAGGAUUCGAUUUGCAAGAACAUUUGCUAGCACUGCGGCGAUACCAUUUCAUGGAAUUGGCAGACUGGGCAGAUUUGUUUAUUGUGUCCCUUUCACAUCAUAAAUGGUGUGUUACAGAGGUGGAUCGGAGACUCUCUGAAAUUCAAGGACUUCUUGAGUUGUCAGUUCAGAGGUCAUCUUGUGAAAGAGACCAUCAUAAAGAUAGGUUAUUUGUGUAUGCAAAAGGGCAUGGCAUGAUGCCUCUUUCAACUUCUACAAUUGGUGUCCAUUCCUUCGAAUUUUUAGGUCUGGGAUACCGAGUGGAUUGGCCUGUCAGCAUUAUUUUGACUCCUGGUGCAUUGAAAAUAUAUGCUGAUAUAUUCAAUUUUCUGAUACAACUGAAGCUUGCUGUUUUUUCAUUGACUGACGUAUGGUGCUCAUUAAAGGAUGUAGUUCACUUGAUCAGUAAAACAUGUCAUUCUACACUACAUGAACGUGAAGUGGGCCAUUUUAACAUGUUAAUGAAGUUGAGACAUCAGGUCAAUCAUUUUGUAUCUACAUUACAGCAAUAUGUACAGUCACAACUAUCACAUGUAUCGUGGUGCAAGUUUCUUGACUCCUUUAAGCACAAGGUCAAGGAUAUGAUGGAUAUUGAGUCGGUGCAUAUGGCAUAUCUAACUGAUUCACGACAUAUAUGUUUUCUCUCUGAUGAAACACGAUCUAUAGCCAGCAUCAUAGAGAAUAUUUUACAGUGUGCCCUAGACUUCCGGUCUUGUCUUACUGGCGGUAGAUGGAAUGUGGGACUUGCUGAAGGCGAUUUAAUGGAUAAACUUUCUAGGAUCAAUAUAUCCCAGGUUCUUGCUAUAAAACAAAGUUUCAACAAAAAUCUUAAAGAACUGCAUCUACUCUACCUCAAAUCACCUAAACAUGGAGAGUUUGGGCUUUCCUGUUUCUGGGGAUAUCUCAACUACAAUAACUAUUACUCUAAUGAAAAUGAAAUGGGCUGUUAUGCUUUCUCAAUCUGAAGUCCUUUCCAUGAAGAUUGAAAUCUGGCAGUGAUUUGCUUUCUUGUGUGACAUAAGAGUUCAUUGAACGGAGUUCAAAGUAGAAGUAAACUACAUCAUGGUUUGGAUUUGAUAAGUUGUUGGACUCUUAGCAGCAGCCAAUCUGCACCAUAUCAUAUUGCUCUGCUGUGGUGGGAUGUUCAUGCAAGGUGAGUCAUCAACUCUAUUUGGUUGGCUAUGGUGAAGUUGUGACAUGCGAUUUGAGAUUUAUUGUUUUCGGGUCUGUGACUGUAGUGUAAAGCCUAACAUUUUUUCUCUUGGCCUGAGGGCUAAGAUAUGAAUUUGUUUUACAAAAAGGGAAAGUUUGCAAUGUGUUUCUGAGUUGCAAUAAUUUUUAAAAUAUGUAGAUUAAUGUAGAAACAAAUU
Durio zibethinus is the source of this 4381-nucleotide messenger RNA. Its product is annotated as Spc97 / Spc98 family of spindle pole body (SBP) component. Gene Ontology annotation, biological process: microtubule nucleation; mitotic cell cycle; spindle assembly. Lineage: Eukaryota; Viridiplantae; Streptophyta; Magnoliopsida; Malvales; Malvaceae. The record is from RefSeq and is a predicted model, not a curated record. Gene Ontology annotation, cellular component: microtubule organizing center; spindle pole; gamma-tubulin complex. Gene Ontology annotation, molecular function: microtubule minus-end binding; gamma-tubulin binding.